AUGUCUCUAAAAGACCUUAUUCAAUCCCUUGCUAAUAGCACUCUUGCUUUUCAACAGGAAAUGAAAUCAAGCAUACAGAAUUUGGAGAAUCAAAUGAGCCAACUUGCUACAUUAGUGAGCAAACUAGAAUCUCAAGGAAAACUGCCCUUCCAAUCCGUGCCAAAUCCAAAACAGAACGCAAGCGUAAUUACGCUGCAAAGUGGGAAGGAGUUGGAAUCUGCCAGUCCAAAGAGGCUUGCCCAAGGCAGUACAACAAACCUGAAGGUAGAAGCAGAAAUAAAAAUUCUAGCAGAGAAUCAACCUAAAAAAUUAGAGGUAGAACAACCCCUAAUUCAGGUAAUACAUCCUCCUUUUCCUGAAAGAUUUGCUCAAUCAAAAAGAGAAAUGGAAGAAAAAGAGAUCUUGGAGAUUUUUUGCAAAGUCCAGAUAAAGACAUUGUUUGCAAUAUCAUGUAAAGUUGGAAACCUUGAAGUCAAGAAGGCAAUGUGUGAUUUUGAAGCUUCCAUAAAUGUUAUGCCUUUAUCAGUUAAUUUGUCUUUAGAUGCAGGUCCUUUGAAACAAAUAGGAAUCACACUCCAACUCGCCGAUAGAUCAAUAGUUUAUUCUAAAAGCAUGUUGAAGGAUGUUUUUGUCCAAGUAGAGAAAUUAAUUUUUCCAGCAUACUUCUUUAUCUUGGUUAUGGAAGAUGACAGUUCAUCUAACUCUACAGAUUUAUUGCUAAGAAGACCAUUCCUUAGCUUAGCUAGAACAAAGAUCGACGUGUAUGAAGGCACACUCACAAUGGAGUUUGAUGGAGAAAAGGUAAAAUUCAAUGCCUACAAUGCAAUGAAGUAUUCUAAUGAUAAUUUUUCUCUUUGCAACAUAGACAUUGUUAAUCCUCUCAAUCAAGAAGCAUUUGGAUUAAGCAAGGAAGACAAGUUGGAGGCAGUUUUAACCGAAAACUUGACAAUGGGCUGCCUUGACAAUAGCACAUCACAAUUCAGUGAAGAAAUCAUAUAA
Molecule: messenger RNA, 999 nt
Organism: Manihot esculenta (cassava)
Lineage: Eukaryota; Viridiplantae; Streptophyta; Magnoliopsida; Malpighiales; Euphorbiaceae
Exons: 2
Coding region: 1-999 (332 amino acids)
Source: RefSeq, a predicted model, not a curated record